AUGAACAUCGGCGAUAUGGAAAAAAGUUGGAUUGAUUCAAAGAAUAGGAAUUCAGAAGAAUAUAGAAGAAAAGUUGAUGAAUUUUUAGAGUUAGCUUACAAAGACAAGACUGAAGAUAGCAGAAUUUAUUGUCCAUGUUGUGAUUGCAAGAAUCGUUAUUUUGUCUCUAAGUUAGAUGCUAGGAUGCAUAUUAUUGUUAGAGGCUUUUAUAACAAAUAUAGAGUUUGGGUUUACCAUGGGGAAACUUACAGUUCUCAACAAACAACCUUGUCUUCUGGAGGUACAAGUGAUAUGAAUACAGAUGAUAAUAUGUUUAGAAUGGUUCAAGAUGUUUUUGGUGCCAACAAUAGCCAUGAUUUUAGAUUAGAAGAUGAUUUAGUUGGGAUGGAUGAAAAAACCAAGCGAUAUAUGAAAUUAUUGCAAGAAGCUGAGUGUGAAUUGUAUGAAGGUUGUAAAAAUUUCACAAAACUGGCAUUCAUUGUUCAUCUCCUACAACUAAAAGUUCUAGGUAGUUGGCCUCAUAAUUCCUUCACUCUUUUACUUCAAUUGUUGGUAAAAGCCUUUCCUCAUGCAAAGUUACCUUCAUCCUUUUAUGAAGCCAAAAAAAUAACUGAAGAUCUUGGCUUCACAUACCACACUUGGGAUGUUUGCCCAAAUGACUGUAUGAUAUUUCGUGGUGAAGAUAGUAAACUUAAAGAAUGUGAAGUAUGUGAAUCACCUCGAUACAAGCCUGGGGGUAAGCAAAUUGCUGCAAAGCAAAUACGGUAUUUUCCAUUAAAGCCAAGAUUGCAAAAACUUUUCCUGUCAUCUGAGAUUGCUUCAUUAAUGAAAUGGCAUGAAAAAGAAAGAACUGAUGAUGGUGUCCUGAGACACCCUGCUGAUUCUCAAGCUUGGAAGUCUUUUGAUAACAAAUAUUCAUCUUUUGCUAGUGAUUGUCAACAAUGA
Messenger RNA from Zingiber officinale, 945 nucleotides. RefSeq lists its product as uncharacterized. The record is from RefSeq and is a predicted model, not a curated record. NCBI's taxonomy places the organism in Eukaryota, Viridiplantae, Streptophyta, Magnoliopsida, Zingiberales, Zingiberaceae. Bases 1 to 945 code for a protein of 314 amino acids. The transcript has 2 exons.